AUGAAUGGUACGGACGCCGAUAUUAUAGAGGCGGACGCCAUCGCUCCGCCGCCCCAGCCGCAUCCGCUCGGGUUAAGCGCCGACUUCAAAGGCGACGUGAGAAAUUUUCUGUCAAUGGCUCGCCAACUCAUCGAUCAAGGCAAGCCUUCACAGGCUCUCCAAGCGGUGGUGAUGGCAAUGAGAAUACGAGGUGGAGAUGGAGCUGUCUUCCAAACUUUUAGUCGAGCUCGAGAGCUAUACAGAAACAAAGUUCAAGAUAGUGCUGCUGCUGAUGAACUGUCUGCACUCUUUGCCGAGUGUGCAAUAGUGGAGGCGUUACCUCCCCAGUUUGAAUCGUGUCAGCAUCCCAUGGUUGGUCAGUCAAUUGAACCACAUGUUGAUGGAACUUCAAUACUUGCAGAGACGGGCAGGAAGCAAGUUGUGCUCGAUGCAUUCUCUGAUGGUAGCAGCUUUGUCUGCUUACAGUGUGGAGGUCUAGUUAGCAAUCAUUGCAAAGAGGCAUUCGUGGUGGUCGGAGAUGGGAAUGGGAACGGGAACGUUGGGCUCGACGUCAAGUGCUUGAAGGAAGUGACAACUGCGAUUCGUGGCUCAAUUAUAUCGGCUGAGCUUUCUGUGAUUCUGGUCAGGAGAGGGUACUGGGGGAACAAUAUUGGUAAACCACACACCAUUCCAUGUAAGACGUCUUCACCUCCUCUCGAGAUGGAGUUAAAUCUGCAGCAGAGGAAGAAUAGCAGCAGUAAAAUGAUGCUUAAAAGGGAGGAAAUACGGGCUGGAUUAGGUUUGCACUCGGGUUCAGGUUUUUUGCCGCCACAUUUGUCUGAUCCAACUCCUAGCCCGGCUAUUUCAGAGACAUUUGGAUGA
Messenger RNA from Fraxinus pennsylvanica, 861 nucleotides. The record is from the annotation of a GenBank genome assembly. Lineage: Eukaryota; Viridiplantae; Streptophyta; Magnoliopsida; Lamiales; Oleaceae.